AUGGCGUUCAACUUCAACUGGUCGCCAUUAAUGGCGGACGCGGGCUUUUACACUCGCGCUCAGGAUCUUCUCACAGCCGCUCUGAAUAAGUCUCCCAAGCCGCCCAUCAUCGUCGAUGACAUUAUCGUCACGGAACUCAACCUGGGCUCGAUGCCUCCCGACCUGGAGAUCUUGGAGAUUGGAGACUUGGCCGAAGAUCGCUUUCGUGGUAUCUUCAAGAUGUCUUACUCGGGCGACGCUUUCUUGACCCUCAAAACGCGUGUGCAAGCCAACCCGCUGAAUACUUACCUCUUAACCCGACCGUCAUUCGCAUCUCCCAAACCUCUGGCAGCAGCAACUCCGCUCACGAUUCCUCUCCAAAUCACUCUGUCCGACUUCAAACUAUCGGGAUUCGUCAUUUUGGUGUUUUCAAAGCAAAAAGGUAUCACCGUCGUCUUCCGGAAUGAUCCACUGGAAUCGCUCAAGGUCUCGUCCACCUUCGACUCCAUUCCCUUCGUGCGCGACUUCCUCCAAAAGGAAAUCGAAGCUCAACUCCGCAUCUUGUUCAUGGACGAGCUGCCCGCCAUUAUUCACCGGCUAUCUCUCCGUCUAUGGGUCCCGGAAUACCGUACCGGAGAAGAGACCAACGCGGAGACUUCAAAACCGGAUUCCGCCAGUGAAGGCCCCGGUCAGGACCCUCUGGCUAGCCCACCACAGGACCCCGUCGAUGCCAUGGGGCAUGCGCUGAAUGAAUCCGAGAUCGCAUCCUUAUCGCUGGAUUCCGCGGUGGAGACUCAUCACUUGUUUUCGCAAAAGAACCUCCUCCGUCUCGCGGCCCUGACCGAUUCGCAGCGCACACUCUCCCUAUUCACUCCCUCCAUCCAGGAAGUCGUCUACCGUGCGUGGACAGCGCCGGUCGACUCCAGCGAUGCCGCUGCUAGCAUUGCGUCUCCCCGCAGCCCGACCCUCUCCCGUGUUCACUCGCAAAUUGGCAGCAUGGCGUCAUCAGUCCACGAGACAUCCAGUGUCAUUUCUUCUCAGACUCGUCCCACCCUGUCGUCGACUCACUCAUUCAACAGCUACGGGUUGAGUCUAGGAACUGGACGCCAUUCGAAGGCUCAUGCCAGGAAGCGGAAGAAGCGAGUGGUCGAUUUGCGACGCCCCAAGACGACUGACGACGCCAUGAGCGUGAGCGACGACGGUACCAUGACCGAAUCCACUGGCCCACCAUCCAUUUACUCCGCGCCCCUGCCAAUGGUGAACGAACAGCCCGACGAUCCUGUGACGCCCCCUCUGUCUCCCGAGACCGACUCUCACCUACCGAUGAUCCCGGAGCGAUACCGAUCAAGCAUCUCCCGCCCGAGCCUGCGUCGCACUACCUUGACCGCGCAGAGCGAAGAACCUUCCUACUCCGUCGAGACUAUUCGUCCGUCGAGAGCCAAUGAUGUGGAGGCUACCCCUCGUGGCACUACGACAACUGCUGUGCAUUUCAACGAAAAGGCCGAGGCGGGGGCCUCAUCGGCUGCAGCCCGGCCACCACUACCCUCUACCAUGCUUCACUUGAGCCAGGACGAAAAGCCCACUGGUAGCUCUGUGGAUCAACUCUUGGUCGAACGCCUCGCUGGCGAAAUCGCCCGUCGUAUGCGCGAAGAGAAGCUCAUGACGGGCAAUCCCUGCAGCAACUUUUGGGCUCGUUCCCAAGACGACUCUCCGCCUCCGGCGUAUGGUCAUUGA
Penicillium oxalicum is the source of this 1713-nucleotide messenger RNA. RefSeq names its product MDM34 family protein. Gene Ontology annotation, molecular function: lipid binding. The record is from RefSeq and is a predicted model, not a curated record. Gene Ontology annotation, biological process: phospholipid transport; mitochondrion organization. The coding region runs from base 1 to 1713 and encodes 570 amino acids. Lineage: Eukaryota; Fungi; Ascomycota; Eurotiomycetes; Eurotiales; Aspergillaceae. Gene Ontology annotation, cellular component: ERMES complex. The transcript is spliced from 2 exons.